AUGCUCCGGAAACUUAUCCCCCGCUUUUGCGGCAUGAUCAAGGAGACUAAACUAUUUUUCGAAGAGUACGAGAACAACACCACUUUCAAGAAGGUCUUCGAUUACUCCUCGGAAACGUUGAAGCUGAACACCGAACUGUCCAUCAACACCACCGUCAACGAGUUCCUAGACAACGUGGAUCGUCUGUUCUACCAGCGCAAGUUCCACUUUGAUCAAGGAGCUGCUCACCAGACCCUGCUGAACGCUGCCGGAAUCGCUGAGGACUCCGAAUGGGACCUGAAGCAUAUGUUUACGUGGAAGAGCAUCCGCGCUGACGUUCAAUAUUGUGACGAGACCGAUGAUACCGUGAUGAUCGAGCUCUGCGUGCCGACGAUGAUGGACAAGAUUUCGGGAGAUGUUUAUGAGAUGCUCGACAAGGGCGAGUUCACCACCUCCAGCAACGGUACCAUCGAGUACAGCUACAUGGACAUCCCCGCUACCGCUAUCCAGACCUCCAAUGCCGGAUACGUCGGAAUUGAUGAACGUUACUGCAAGGAGAUUUUUGACACUGGCCUCCUCUGCAAGGCCACCGGACUCGCCGAAUGCCAGCCGAUCGGCUUCAAGGGGUGCAACUCGCAGGAACUUAUCAACGCCACCAUCGUCGGAACCAACCAGACCUUGGCCCUCGACAAGAACAUCUUCCUUCUCGUCGUCGGACGUGGAAAACAAGUCCAAAUCGGCAAGACUACGUUCGACAACCUUGAUGCUGACAUCACGACUACUGAGAUCAUCAACAUUGAAGAGUUGACGAAGGUGGCCGAGCAGAUUGGGUCACAAGAC
Messenger RNA from Mesorhabditis spiculigera, 819 nucleotides. The record is from the annotation of a GenBank genome assembly. NCBI's taxonomy places the organism in Eukaryota, Metazoa, Nematoda, Chromadorea, Rhabditida, Rhabditidae.